AUGGGGCCGGGGUUCGACUGUCUGGGAAUUGCGCUGGACAUCUGGAACAUCGUCACCGUCGAGGUCGGCGAGUCUGGGUUCGAGAUCUCAGGAGAGGGUGAGGACGAGCUCCCUUGGGACGAGUCCAACCUUGUCUUUCAGAGCAUCACGCGGGUGUUCGAGGAGUGCGGCCGGUCGAUGCCGCCACUAUCGGUGCGGUGCCACAACGAUAUUCCCGCGACGCGCGGUCUCGGAUCUAGCUCUGCCGCAUUGGUGUCCGGGCUGACAAUUGGCAAUGAGCUGUGCGGUGGACUGCUUGAGCAGGACGACCUGCUGCAGAUAGCAGCGUCCAUAGAGGGCCACCCGGACAACGUCGCGCCCUCUAUCUACGGGGGGAUGCAGAUUGCGGUCAGCCAUGACGACAGGGUCGUCAGCGCGCCGGUCCCGGUCCCGGAUGAGCUGUCCGCGGUACUCUUCGUUCCGAAUGUGCCCAUGCCGACAAAAGAGGCGCGAGGACUGUUGAAGAGCGAGGUGCCGAGGUCGGACGCCGUGUUCAAUAUCGGCAGAGCGGCGCUUCUCGUCAGCGCUAUGGUGACCGGCGAUCUCAAACGUCUGGGCAUUGCCACAGAGGACCGGCUGCAUCAGCCUGCGCGGCAGACCAUAUUCUUUCCGAUGAACAACAUCAUCCGCGCCGCCAGGGGCGCAGGCGCCCUUGGAGCUUUUCUGUCCGGUGCGGGCUCGACCGUACUCGCCCUGGCUACGGAGAAGGAGUUCACCAUCGGGUACGAGAUGGCCGAUGCCGCCGUGAAGUCCGGCCUGGAUGGCGAGGUGCGUAUCACACGUCCGACGGAUCGAGGUGUACAUGUGGUGCGCUCGUAA
This is a messenger RNA of Geodia barretti, 858 nucleotides long. The record is from the annotation of a GenBank genome assembly. Lineage: Eukaryota; Metazoa; Porifera; Demospongiae; Tetractinellida; Geodiidae.